Molecule: messenger RNA, 1173 nt
Organism: Lachancea thermotolerans CBS 6340
Lineage: Eukaryota; Fungi; Ascomycota; Saccharomycetes; Saccharomycetales; Saccharomycetaceae
Product: KLTH0B06710p
Exons: 1
Coding region: 1-1173 (390 amino acids)
Source: RefSeq, a predicted model, not a curated record
AUGAGAGGAACUUUCAAAGAGGACCCUGAGGCUCAUGAAUUGCGAAACCCGAAAACACACUAUAGAAACAAGGCCUCAUGGGAGCUGGCGCAAAUGGCUACAGGGCUCUCCAUACCCAAGUGGAUGUCUUCAGGGUUGAUCAUCUGUAUGUUUAUUGCGGCUCAUGAUGUAUAUUACGAACGCGCACCUGCAAGAUCAUGGCACCGUCAACAGUUGUACAAUGUCCUCCUGUCCAGUUUUGCGAUGCUCUUUGAGUCACCUUACCAAAAGAUCAAACGGACUAUUAAGCUUCAGAUGGAGCAGUUAUGCAGAGAGGUUCUUGAGGGAAAUCCCGGGAUGCAGAUCGAACAGUGGGAUUUGGUGGCACAGCGGCUCAACGACUUUUUGCACGCUGAGGGACAUUGGCCCGUUACCAAUCCUUUAUUCGACGGGCACAUGUGUCACUCCCUGUUCAGAAAGUUGGUAGUUCAUCCUGUAAACAAGAAGCUUCUUGCAACGCGAGUCCAGCGCGCGACGGUGGAUGCGCGAGAAGGAGAGCUGUCAACACGCACAUCUGCAGCUAGUGAGCCCGCAAAAGAUACCAUCGCAUGCUAUGAGAGCGGUAUGCGCGAGUGGUGGGCUAGGAACGCCAAACCUGAGAAACAGGAAGGUAUUGAUGUCGCGUGCAGGAAACUCCCGAAGGAAGUCGUUUGGAGCAAGGUUGGAUGGCAGUUCUCUGUGGCUAUGGCUGCUCUCGUCCAAACUAGGGCAUUCAUACCUAUUUCAUUUCUGAGUUUCAUAGGGCUUGGAACGGUUUACUCAAUCGACACAAUAUUUCGCCUUACCCCCGUGGUGCUGAGCAAUGUCUUUUGGGGAAUUAUACUUUCUCCCGCUUUAAGGGAUACUGACGUAAACGCCCGUGAUCUCAUGGAGCUGUGGGCCACUAUUGUUGCCGUUGAGCCUCGCGGAGAUACCAGCGAGUGGGACCGCGUUGCAAGCCACAUGAACAAGUACCUGGUUACCGCUAGUGCAGCAGGCCGUGCAGCGCAGUUCUACGACGGUGAAAACUGUAUGCAGAGGUUCAAGAAGUGGUAUUCCGCGUCGCUGCUCCCAAAGGAGGGGCAGGUCGAUGCCAGGUUCGAGGACCUGCAGCCCUAUAUAGAAGCGGCCAUGGACGCUGCCAGUGAGGACUAA